CUAUCGACAGAACUGCUAUGGUACGUUUUCCAACUCUAAUUUUCUUGCUAUUUCAGUUGUAUGCAUUAAUUUUCUGAUAUUUCUGUGUAAUAAGGUUUAAAAAAUUGGCAAAAGCGGUGAACAUUAUCUGUAAAACACAUAAAAACAAGAUGCUGAGAGACAAAAUAACUUUAAUUGAGCGUAUUAAUAACACAUUAUGAAACUGGCCCCCUUUAUCUCAAGUCCUAUUGGUAUAUUGAGAUCAAUAAAAUUGUGAGAAAGUAUAUCCCUAGAGCUGCUGUUACCGCAGCUGCAAUGAGAAUUGCAAUGGGUCGCAUAAGGAACAAAAAAAUUUGGCUCUACUUCGAUCGGAUAUCGGAUUAUGCGGCGCGCUGUAAGAACUGCAAACUAAAUUUGUCUUGCAAACAUACUUCAGCAAACUUGGUCCGUCAUUUGUAUUACAAGCACCAUGUUGACGCGAGCUACUACGGUGCAGAACGUACUGGGUUUCUAAAGCAAAAGCGCGGAAGAAUUAAUCAACGUUCUGAAGUUGGCCUACAAGUAGCAUCUGCGUAUCUACCGCCGGUACUAUCUGCAACUGAUCCAUUCGAUCCACUUGCGGUAAUAAAACAAGAAGUUGUCCCAUUAAAACUUGUACGUUGCAAUGGAUCCGAUGAAGAUGCUGAAGACCACGAAGAUGCG
Messenger RNA from Rhagoletis zephyria (snowberry fruit fly), 681 nucleotides. RefSeq lists its product as uncharacterized. Gene Ontology annotation, molecular function: DNA binding. NCBI's taxonomy places the organism in Eukaryota, Metazoa, Arthropoda, Insecta, Diptera, Tephritidae. The record is from RefSeq and is a predicted model, not a curated record.